GUUCUCCUAAGUAUAUAUUGUUAGCACAUUCUAUGAAUUUUUAUAUAAUAUAAGGUUUUCAUUAUUGACGGGUGUAAAGGUUGGAGUACUUGUACUUUAAAAUACGAGAAAAAUGCUUUCCCAACGUUUGGCAAUUAAUCUGCCAAAGAUUUUAAAAAGAAACUUUGGCAUUACUGCACCAGCAUUCCUGGAAGCAAAGGAUCCGAUACAAAAGUUGUUCAUAGAAAAAAUUCGUGAAUAUAAAACAAAAAGCAGCGGUGGGAAGUUAGUUGAUCCUUCUCCUGAAACUGAGAAAGAAAGAGCCUCAGAACUUGACAGACUUCAAAAACAAUAUAAUCCAACAAACAGUAACAUGUCUGAAUUUCCUAAGUUCCAGUUUAAAGAUCCAGAUGUAACACAAUAAAUACAUCAAUGUAACUUUAUAAAACACAUGUUUAGAAUAUUUACAUUAAAAUUGUUACACUCAAUAUUAAGUAAUCAGUUGUAAAAUAUAUGUAUAUGUAAAAUUUCAGAUAUAAAUAUAUUAAAUUAUCCUUAA
Molecule: messenger RNA, 538 nt
Organism: Osmia bicornis bicornis
Lineage: Eukaryota; Metazoa; Arthropoda; Insecta; Hymenoptera; Megachilidae
Gene: ATPsynCF6
Product: ATP synthase-coupling factor 6, mitochondrial
Exons: 4
Coding region: 113-403 (96 amino acids)
Biological process (GO): proton motive force-driven ATP synthesis
Molecular function (GO): proton transmembrane transporter activity
Source: RefSeq, a predicted model, not a curated record